Rasamsonia emersonii CBS 393.64 is the source of this 549-nucleotide messenger RNA. RefSeq lists its product as uncharacterized. The coding region runs from base 1 to 549 and encodes 182 amino acids. The record is from RefSeq and is a predicted model, not a curated record. The transcript has a single exon. Lineage: Eukaryota; Fungi; Ascomycota; Eurotiomycetes; Eurotiales; Trichocomaceae.
AUGACCGAAUUAUCUCUCAUCUUCGCCCCCGGCGCCUGGUACCCCCCAACAGCAUUCGACUCGAUCAUCACCCAGCUCCGCCAACACGGCCAUAUCAGCCACUGCCAGACCAUCGCCUUCCCCUCCAUCCAACAAGCGACGACCGUCAAGGACCUCCAGCCCGACAUCGAAGCCACCCGUGCGCUGGUCGAGCCCGAAGCGGACGCCGGGCGAGACGUGGUUCUGGUCGUGCACAGCUGGGCCGGGCUACCAGUGAACAGUGCCUUGGGGGGCCACUACUGGGCCAGCACACUCCGGCCUCACGCAUGGGCGACAAAGGUGUCACCGGCCACAGACGCGGCGUACCUGACCAUUCCGUCAACAUACCUGCUCUGCGAGGAGGAUCGGGCAAUUCCGAUAGCGGUGCAGGAGGCCAUGGUCGAGAAGGCGCGAGGAAGCGGUGCGCCGAUGAAGACGGAGCGGAUCAAGGCGGCGCAUACGCCGUGGCUGGCGCGGCCGGAGGAGGUUCUGCGGUUUUUGCAGACGGAGAUUGGCAGGAAAAGGCAGUAG